UUGUUGCUUUGCCACAUCAUCUCAUCAACGUACUUGUCUGUCUUAGUUUGCUUAAUUGGCUUGCCUUCCAUGGCGCAUUCUCACGUCAUAGCUGCACUUGUGCUUGUGCUGGUGUUUGCUGGGGUUGAGCUCUCAACUUGCACUGUCUUAAAGGGCUCUGUGAGUUGCCUCGACUGCGAACAGGAUCACGAUCUCUCUAAUAUCAAGGUUGCAGUGAAGUGCAGCCAAGUGAAGAAAGUAGCCAUGGCAACCACAGUCCAAGAUGGAGCCUUCGAGACGGAGCUUCCUGGUGAUCUAGACUCUCAGCAGCCUUCAGCUUCCCUGGACUGCCUUGCCCAGAUCACCGGCGGGCCGAUCCAGCUCUACGUCUCCAGAAAGAACAGGUUCUCCAGCGCCGUUAAAAUCGAUGAACAUUCCUUCAAAACCUCAGCUCCACUCAAGUUCUACACAAAAUGCCCAAAUUCGGCCGAGAAACAUGGCAAAUGCGGAGCCCAAAAUCAAGGCAAUACUGUUUGUUCAUCCAAGAUUCUGGGUAUGCCAUUGCCACCAGAAUGGGGACUGGCUCCACCCAGUUACUACAUUCCUUACAUCCCCAUCAUAGGCAUACCAUGAUACAUAUGUGUGUGUUGCCAUAAAUGUCUGCUAAAUUAAGGUUAUUAAUCUAGUGUUUAGGUGUGUAUUGAUUGUGUAAUGGAUAAGAAGGGUGAUGAGCAGUCUUGCUCUUGAGUCCAGUUGCUUUUCAUAAUGGACCAUUUUACAGGUAGCAGCAAGGACCAGUAUAUCUUGCUUUGAAAUGGUCUUCGUUGUAUUUCUCUCUCUAUUUAUAUACAUAUAUAUAUAUAUAUAUUUGUGUGUGUG
Molecule: messenger RNA, 858 nt
Organism: Diospyros lotus (date-plum)
Lineage: Eukaryota; Viridiplantae; Streptophyta; Magnoliopsida; Ericales; Ebenaceae
Exons: 2
Coding region: 70-612 (180 amino acids)
Source: RefSeq, a predicted model, not a curated record